This is a messenger RNA of Grammomys surdaster, 3531 nucleotides long. RefSeq names its product glycerate kinase (gene Glyctk). Gene Ontology annotation, biological process: protein phosphorylation. Gene Ontology annotation, cellular component: cytoplasm. Gene Ontology annotation, molecular function: glycerate kinase activity. The transcript has 5 exons. The coding region runs from base 134 to 1702 and encodes 522 amino acids. NCBI's taxonomy places the organism in Eukaryota, Metazoa, Chordata, Mammalia, Rodentia, Muridae. The record is from RefSeq and is a predicted model, not a curated record.
ACUUGGGGCAGAGUGUCCAUAAGACUGGUGUGUAGCCUACAGAAGAAGAGGACGUGGCUGGGCAUCAGGGCUUUCAGGACUGGUGUAAGAUCAGGUAGCUAUGGACACAAGUCUGUGCUGAGAGAAGCGGGGCAUGGCUGCGGCCCUCCAGGUCUUGCCCCGUCUCCGAGCCCUGUCACAUCCAUUCCUCUGGGGGCCCCCAGUGGCCCGGAUGACCAGUGGUAUGGCCUUGGGAGAACAGGCACAGCAGCUGUUUGACAGUGCGGUGGGCGCUGUGCAGCCAGGUCCCAUGCUGCAGAGGACACUGUCCUUGGAUCCUAGUGGCAGACAGCUGAAGGUGCGGGACCGGACCUUUCAGCUACGGGAAAACCUCUACCUAGUGGGCUUUGGCAAGGCUGUACUGGGCAUGGCAGCUGCAGCUGAGGAGCUACUGGGCCAGCAUCUUGUGCAGGGUGUUAUCAGCGUACCCAAGGGGAUCCGAGCUGCUAUGGAGCAUGCUGGAAAGCAAGAGAUGCUGCUGAAGCCACACAGCCACAUCCAGGUGUUUGAGGGUGCCGAGAACAACUUACCGGAUCGGGAUGCGCUACGGGCUGCACUGGCCAUCCAGCAGCUGGCAGAGGGGCUCACUGCUGACGACCUGAUGCUUGUGCUCAUCUCAGGUGGGGGCUCAGCCCUGCUGCCUGCUCCUAUCCCACCUGUCACACUGGAGGAGAAACAGAUGCUCACCAAGCUGCUGGCAGCCCGAGGAGCCACAAUCCAGGAGCUGAACACUAUCCGCAAGGCCCUGUCCCAGCUGAAGGGUGGAGGGCUGGCUCAGGCCGCCUAUCCUGCUCAGGUGGUAAGCCUCAUCUUAUCAGAUGUGAUCGGGGACCCUUUGGAGGUGAUUGCCAGUGGCCCUACUGUGGCCAGUGCCCACAGUGUGCAAGAUUGCCUGCAUAUUCUUAAUCACUAUGGUCUUCGUGCUGUUCUGCCACGCUCUGUGAAGACUGUGCUCUCUCGAGCUGACUCUGACCCCCAUGGACCACAUACCUGUGGUCAUGUUCUCAAUGUGAUCAUCGGCUCUAAUUCUCUGGCACUGGCUGAGGCUCAGAGGCAAGCUGAGGUACUGGGCUACCAUGCCAUGGUGUUGAGCGCAGCCGUGCAGGGUGAUGUAAAAAGCGUGGCUCAGUUCUAUGGACUGCUAGCCCAGGUGGCUGCAGCCCACCUCACUUCAUCCUUGGCUGAGCGUCCCUCGGAGAAGGAGGCAAAACUCCAUCAGCUGGCAGCUGAGCUCCAGCUCCCGGACCUGCAGCUGGAGGAGGCUCUGGAAGCUGUGGCAAAGGCUAAAGGUCCAGUCUGCCUCCUGGCUGGUGGUGAGCCCACGGUGCAGCUGCAGGGAUCUGGCAAGGGCGGUCGGAACCAAGAACUGGCCCUGCGUGUGGGAGUAGAGUUGGGAAGGCAGCCACUGGGGCCUAUUGAUGUGCUAUUUUUGAGCGGAGGCACUGAUGGGCAGGACGGGCCUACAGAGGUGGCCGGGGCCUGGGUCAUGUCUGAUCUUGUCAGCCAGGCUUCCGUGGAAAGCCUGGACAUAGCCACCUUCCUCUCCAACAAUGACUCGUACACGUUCUUUUGCCACUUCCGCGGUGGAACACAUUUGCUGCACACAGGGUUGACAGGGACCAAUGUUAUGGAUGUCCACCUCCUGAUUUUUCAUCCUCAGUGAUGGCAUAGCUCACAGUUUCAAUGGCAGAGUGAUCUUAGGAAGAUCAAAGACUGAUUCCCAGGCCCCAUUGUGCCUUAGGACUCCCUCCUCUGCUGCUCCACUCGCCUCCCUCAGAUCUACUCCAUGUUUGUUCUCCCAACUAGAUUAGAAGAUGGGGGCUACUUUCCACCCCUAGUUUCUGUCAUGUCGGCAGAUAACUCUGAGGCCCAGAAGGAGCUUCUUGGCCAGUUCACAGUUCUCAUUUUCUCCCUGGAAGCCUUUCUGCCCAGGUCCUCAGCCUGUUUCUUCCAUGGAGCAAUGCUUGGGAGACUGAAAAUAAAAAGCAUGUUGUGGGGGGGGGUCUCGGCUUAUCUUCCCUCAGUGCCUCUUUCUGUAGCACAGAUCUUUGUGGGGCUGCUGGGCAGGGGCACAUGAUGUGGUCCCAGCAAUGAUGCCAGUACCUCGCCUAGUUUCUAACGCCCUCUUUGGCUGGGUGCGCACUCAGUGCACACUCAGGGUCUGCUGAUGGGAAUCUGUGACAGUUGAGUCUGGUUCCUAGUGGCCUCCGUGUGGGUGAACAGGACAGGCUUAUAGUUGCUUACUUAACCAUGACUGCCUGUGGCAACCUGGUCAUGGUUUUUCCUCUCCUGCUAUAGCCUGACUGGAUGGAAAGUAUCUACUUGCCACCAAGGUUCUUCCUUCUGUAUUUGGACCACUCUUAGCUUUCCCCCUUACCCUCUGGUUAUCAAGGGCUUUCUUCAGGCUGUGGGGCAUUGAACUUGUUCUCCCAUGUCCCCUUUUCCCAGGCUAAACAUGUUCCAUUGCUGCUCCUCUGGGUACCCAGUUGGGGCCCUGGUGCCAGCAUUUCAGUGUGUGUCUCAAGCACUAGAAUGGUAAGUCAGAGCAGUGAAGGAGCUCAGCAGUCCCUCACUCCAUCCUAUCAUAGCUGGCACAGGGGAGUUACUUGGCUUGGCCUGCAGCCACUGGCCUGGUUCGCCUUGAGCCCUCUCGGUUUCACAUCAGCGCCCCCUGUUGGCUAUCCUCACCGUGCGCCACGGCUCCAAUCCCUAUAUGAGCGAGCAAUAGAAUCACAUAGGAAUAAAAAGCCAUAGAGAACAGUGAGGCCUGGGGCAGCCCCUGUGGCCCUUCUUCCAUCGUGAGGGUGCGAGGGGCUCUAGGUCAGAGCUGAUGUGUCCUAGGAAGGGCCUUCCUUCCCUUGUCCAUUGGACAGUCUAGCUAGGGCUUGCAAGCCUGGCUCCUGUGUGUUCCUCGGGCUGAAAAGGAGGCAAGCAAGGUAAGCUGGCUCUGAGGACCAGAUAGGUUUUGGGAAGUGGAGUGGUUUGUACCGUUUUCUUUCCUUCUGUUCUUGUGUAGAGGGUUAGAGUCUCUGGGAAUCUUGUCUUUACACUGGUGUUCUAGUAUCCUCCAGGAGUGGCUCUGUCCCUGUGUCUUUAACUUUGGGAAUGUAUUCCCAUUGGAAAUUGAGUUUCAGGCAAGAGCUUUGAGAGAACUUUUCAGCCACACCCUCGGUGUCUCUUUGUGGUGAACAUGUGAACAGUGGACACUGGUGUCAGAAUGCAUCUGUAGUGUAUCCAUGGGUGCUUUUCAGAGUAGGGUUGCUCGUGGGGACUGCUGCCACAUUGCCUGCUGAGGGCUUUGCAUAUAGUAGAGUCUUGCUGGAGGCUCCCCUUGUCUGCCUUGGUCCCUUUCCUGUACCUAUGCUUUCAGAGUCUGGGGGCCAGGGUCUGAAUUGGGCCCCAUUAGAACAGACAGUUUGUGGGCUUAACCUGCUGUAUUUGCUCAUCUAUAUAUUGGUCAGUCUAGAUAAUAAAAUAUGCAAAUUCAUCACA